AUGGCGGAGUAUAGUGUUUAUAGGAUUACUUGGAGUCAAGAUCCUAGAAAAUUCACAAUGAAGUACCCAUAUAAGAUUAUUGUAUUUAUAGUUUUGGGCUGCAUGCUAUUUAUGCUAUUUAAUAUUCGUAAUAAAAACAAUGCAGUGAACAAGAACAAAAGUACUGACCCAUUGAUGGAAAUUCCCAGGAGCAGCAACGGUGAAUUAUUUACAAACAAAACUGGAGCAAAAAUUGUUAAUGAAUCAAAAUGGGAAAUAUCAAAUAUAGUAAAGAAUAUCAGCACAACUCUACCAAACAAGUAUCUGGUUAGGGUCUACCAAAAAGACAAGCCAGUUGACGAAAUGGAUUUUAUCCAAAGGCAGUCAAAAGUCGUAAUGAAUUCAACGAUCGAAUUACCCCAACAAAAAAGAUGUGCAGUUAUCGGUAACAGUGGUAUUCUUUUGAACAGUGGAUGUGGAGAUGAAAUCAAUUCUCACAAUUUUGUUAUUCGUUGUAACAUUCCAGCGAUUAGUGAGUUUACUCGGGAUGUUGGAUACAAAACGAAUAUGAUGAUUGUGUAUCAAAAAACGGCCCUUGAACUUUACAACUUUUCAACAAAUGGCUCGAUGCCUGAAGAUUUUCGUCGGAGGUGUCAGGACCUGAAUGAUUCCAUAAUAUGGUACCCUGGUGUUUUCUCAAGCAGAAUAAGGAACGUUUGGAAAACCAAUCUCAACUACCUGAGGUCAACGUUGCACAUACCAGCGAUAUUUGCUUACACCACAGAUACUGACUUAACUUCUACUGUUAAACGGUAA
This is a messenger RNA of Saccoglossus kowalevskii, 795 nucleotides long. RefSeq names its product CMP-N-acetylneuraminate-poly-alpha-2,8-sialyltransferase-like. Gene Ontology annotation, molecular function: alpha-N-acetylneuraminate alpha-2,8-sialyltransferase activity. Gene Ontology annotation, biological process: oligosaccharide metabolic process; N-glycan processing. NCBI's taxonomy places the organism in Eukaryota, Metazoa, Hemichordata, Enteropneusta, Harrimaniidae. The record is from RefSeq and is a predicted model, not a curated record.